AUGCCAGUAAAAAUGAACGAGUCACCUGGUUUCAUCUUCAUACGUUUCGGAAUUUUUGUGGCAGCUCUUUAUUUUUGUGUUCUUGGCCUGUUUUCUCUCCCAUCCGAAUAUAUCCAUGAAAACGCAGCUGCAGUUAGAAUAAACGAACCUCGAGCACCUAACGUUAUUCUUAUGGUUGUGGAUGCCCUGCGACCAGACAUGAUUGGCUCAACCAAAUAUUACCGUAAUUGGCCAAACCUGCGAGCUGUCAUAGAGAAAGGCAUCGUUGACUGUUCCACUGCAUCUUUGGCUACACCAUCCGUCACAGGUCCCCGUAUCAAAGCCAUUGCAACUGGACGCAUCCCUGGAUUUAUUGAUAUCCUUUACAACCUAAAUACAGUUGGUGUUAAACAACCCUCCUGGGUCCAAUACAUGGUUCAGAAUAACAAGCGUAUUGAACUUUACGGUGACGACACCUGGCUGAAGCUAUUUCCCGAUGCAUUCAAGCGCUCGGAUGGUACAAGCUCGUUUUUCGUCACGGAUUUUUACGAGGUAGACACCAACGUGACUCGACAUCUCGAAAGUCGUCUGUCUGUGCCCGAUGAUUGGGAUCUAAUGAUUUUGCAUUAUCUCGGACUGGAUCACAUAGGUCAUGUUCAGGGUCCUAACGGUGAUGCCGUGUCAUCGAAACUGUGGGAGAUGGAUCAAGUUGUUGGAAAACUAGUCAAUGAAAUGGCAUGCACUAUAGAAAAAGGUGUAUUUGAAGCCAAGUCUGAUCAGACCGACAUAGCUACGCUGAUAGGCCUGCUGACCGGUGACGGUGUUCCUGCUGGCAGCAUCGGCGUUCCACCUGUCCGUGUUCUGCAGGCUUUUUGGCCCAACCCACUUUCCCGAUAUGGCGUCCUCUUGGAAGUCCUAGAACAUUUGCGUCGGCUAACCAAAUGUUUCGACACUAAUUGCAACCACGAACUUCUUGUUACCAGUGAGAUUUCGAAGUUGAAUCAACUAUAUAGUGAAAUCUCGUCACUGGUGCAGAUGUGUUCACCCUCGUCAUCGGUGCACCCGACCUGCAACCGAAUGUUGACCGACGUGGAAGGAAUGACCGUGCAAGUUGUUAAUCUACUCACCACCUUCCAACGGCGAACUCUGCUUCACGCAAAUAAUAAACUGAACGUUAAUUUGGUCGGCUCAGCUUGCUUGACUAUGGUGGCUAUCGCCAUUUCCUUUUUGGCACCUGGUGUUUGGGAUAUUAUUAGCCUCAAUAGGUUCAACAUUAAGUCGAAUCAGAGUGUCCGUGCACAGAUCUUCAGUUUGUUGGCGAUCUUUUCUCUCGGUUCCCUUCUUCUUCAUCUGAUUUCCCUGACUGCGAGUAGUUUGAUUGAGGAAGAACAUCGAACCUGGUAUUUUUUCGCCACCAGCUCCUUGUACUUCCUAAUCGUUUUGAUGAUAUCGGAGCGGGGAGUUGUAGUCGGAGGCGGGUCAGCUCUUUUGGUAAAGUGCAAGGUGAUUGGUUUACUUGCCUUCAUUCUCUGCCUCGAUCGGUUUCUACUGAAUGCGCUCAACCAGACGGGAGAUAAAUGGAUCCAUUUACCAGAUCUCACCAAUUGGUUCGAGGAUAACGUAGCCUAUCUAUGGAUCAUCCAGGUGAUGGCAUGGAUUGUAAUACUGCUCUCGCGAGCACUCCUCUCUCAGCCUCCGAACACAUUCCGCAGGCAGCAUCGGCGUACAGUCUUCGCCUUGACAUUGGUUGCCUUCAGCCAACUUGCCUAUCGCAUAAUUUGUUACACUGCUGGAGGAAAUCGGAUUCACCAUGACUCGUGGGCCUCUUCGCUACUGUCCGCUCGGCUAGCCUUUGUCUGUUUGGCUGUCGACCUGAUCUGCUGUUUCUGGUUUCUCUUCGACCUCAUCGCCCGGUCUGGGAGUGUCGAGUCCCCUCGAAUCCUGACGGGUUCCCUAAUUUUUACCAAGUCGGAUAAUAUUUGGCCCGUGCUGAGUCCUGUCCACACAUUUGCUCUUCUUGCAGUCCUUCUGGGUCGUCCUUCGGGCAUUGUUUUGUGGGCUGGCGUAAUACUUAAGGAGUCACUCCUAGCCUAUGUCUUUCACAUUGAAUUCACCUCUAUGGGCGUUUUGUGGUCGGAGUCUCACUCGAAAUUGACCUACUUUAUUGGCAUGUGCUACUGGAUAGAGGGGUGGACAACUUUCUUCCAGCAGGUAUGCUUACUUUACUUACAGCUUGUGUUUCAUUCGUUAAUAUUUUGCUAG
Molecule: messenger RNA, 2241 nt
Organism: Mesocestoides corti
Lineage: Eukaryota; Metazoa; Platyhelminthes; Cestoda; Cyclophyllidea; Mesocestoididae
Source: the annotation of a GenBank genome assembly